Messenger RNA from Glycine soja, 1850 nucleotides. Its product is annotated as zinc finger protein VAR3, chloroplastic-like. Gene Ontology annotation, molecular function: mRNA binding. The transcript has 6 exons. The record is from RefSeq and is a predicted model, not a curated record. NCBI's taxonomy places the organism in Eukaryota, Viridiplantae, Streptophyta, Magnoliopsida, Fabales, Fabaceae. Bases 155 to 1741 code for a protein of 528 amino acids. Gene Ontology annotation, cellular component: cytoplasm.
GUAAACUAUAAUUUACUGAAUGAAAUUAGCCACUGACUAAAGUUUCAAUUUUGCUGACUACAACUUCAAAAAAAAAAUAAAAAUCUGCGGACUACGGAAAGGUGAAAAAAAACUUUUGCUCCGAAACCUUUGACACGAACAAACGAACCACAGAAUGCUCCGAAACCUUUGGAAACGUUGUUGUCGCCCACGUCUGGGUCCCACCACGUUCCUCUGCUCCGCUUCACCGUUUCACAGUGCCACCUUCACCCUCGCGAGGCGAUACUUUGUCUCCAACGAGGUGGAGAAGGAUCCCGGUUGGAGAUGGAGGCUCGAAGAAGAACCCUCGGGUUUCGUUGACAAGGAAGAAGAAGAACAAGAAUCAGCGCUUCAGAUUUCGCAUCCCUGGCCCGAGUGGCUCCAACUCAUGAAGUGCUUGCACGACAAAGGACACUUCAGUCACGAAGAGAGAAACAUCAACGCUGCUAUGGGCGCCAAGGAUUGCAAUGUCGUUAGAACCGCAUGCCUCAAUUUCGGUAGAGACCACUUUCAUAUUUUAAGAUUCUUGUCUCGAAAAGAUAUAGGAGUUACUGUGGCACUUGGAUGUCCGAGCUUAGAUAGGAAAGUGAUCAACUCAGGAAAACGUCUGAGAGCAUAUAUUGGUAUUGAUGAGGGAAAUGUAUGCAGUUCCUGCAAUUUGAGGGGGGACUGUGAAAGAGCAUUCGUGAAGGCACGUGAAGAUGAAGGUGGAAGAACAGUGGACAUUAUGCGUAUUGUUUUAACUUACGGACUUGAUCCAAUUAAUGGUUCAGUGGAGAACAAACCAUGUCUAACAAAAAGGGUAGAAGAAUCUGUGAGAAGACUGCUGAAAGAAAUAGUAGAGCACAGUAACAAAGAGGAAAAUUCUAAUUUUCCAGACAGCACAGAGGUUGUCACUGGACAUGUUCAUCCCAAUGAGCAAGACAAGGGAAAAAUAGAUGUUUCAAAGAUGAAGCAAGGCGACUGGCUUUGCCCGAAAUGCAACUUCAUGAACUUUGCUAGAAACAUCAGGUGCUUGCGCUGUGACAGCUUCUUUGAGGAAAGAAUCAAGCAAUUGAAGGAGGAUAAUAAUCACAUGCCUUUGAAGAAGGGAGACUGGAUAUGCAAUAAAUGCAAUUUCCUAAAUUUUGCAAAGAAUACAAGAUGUUUGCAAUGCAAAGAGAGGCCUUCCAAUCGUCAAAUUAAUCCCGGGGAGUGGGAAUGUGACUCGUGCAACUACGUCAAUUUCAGAAGAAACAUGGUUUGCCUGAAAUGUGACCAUAGACGCCCUAUAGUGUCAAAGGCUUCAAGCUUUUCCUUUGAACCUCAACCAGAAGAUCUAGACCACUAUAAGAAUAGCAAAUUUUCCUUUGUGGCACGUCAGGGUGAUAGAAUCGAUGAAACACCAAUGGUGUUUGAAAGAAAAAACAGGAACAGAGAUUCACCUAAGUGGAGAUUUGUAGAGGAUAGAAAUGAAAAUAACAAGUGCUUAAAUAAAUCAAAUGAUUCUUCUGAAUUUAUAGAUUUUCCUAUUGUUGGAGGUAAGACUCACUUGACUAAGGUACAAAGGAGAGAAGCAUACAAGACUGAGUUGCCAAAUCAGUGCAGAAGGCCUUCAUGGCAAAGUGAAACUGAAAAUGAGUUUUGUUCUUCAGAUAACCUGAGUACUGAUGAUGAAUUUUGUUCUGUCAAUAAUCAGAGUACUGAUGAUGAAGAAAUGGACGAAUGGUUUGGAAAAAGGUAGGAUUCUAGAAGAGUUUUAUUUCUAUGUACUGUCUAUGUAAACAAUUUUUCAUCGUCUAACUAAUUAAAAAUCAUGAUAAAUAUAGUUUUUUAUUUGAUUUUUAAGGUUA